CUUUAUUCUCAAUCAGAAUCUUUUGCGCUCGUCGAAAACUGAGAGCAACUCUCUAUAAAUACACACCGAAAACAUAUCGACACAUAUAUAGCUGAAGAGAUUCAUGAAUAUAUCCAAAUGCAAAACACAAUCGCAGACAUGAGAGGCAACAUAAUGGUUGCAAUUUUAAUGUUAUAUUUGAAAAUUGAAGCAAAAUGUCCACAACUUCCAAAUUCUAUUCUGUCGAUGGAGUUGGAGUCUUGUAAAAGUCUAUAUUACCAAACUGACUACGUGAGAAAUCUCAAAUGUAACGGAAAUAGAUUUGAUAAAGAAUAUUUAAAAAUUCAAAUUAAAAAUUGUUCACGAUCAACUGCUCCCAAACCUUCCAGAGAAUGUGACUUCAGUUAUGAUUCUGAUAAAGCAACAGAAUGGACAACAAACAAGGAGGGUGCAGGAGCUUGGAUUAAAUUCUAUUUCGAUGCUGUCUACUCAAUAUCUAGAAUAUCUUUGUAUCAAAGGACUGGCUGUUGGGAGCAGAUAGAAAAUAUAACCGUUAAUACUGACGAUGGAAAAUUCAGAUUUAAAUUGACAAAAAACAACAAGACCGAUUACAAAGACACCAAUGUAUACAAUGACAUUUUAAAAUUAUCGCCUAAUGUAUUGACUAAUUACGUGGAAAUACAAGUGAACAGCGUGUAUCCUAAAUGUGAUAAUCGAAAAGACAAAGAAAAUGUUGGCCUGAGAGAAAUAGCGUUUCUUGGAUUCGCUCCAUCAAAAUGCUUUAUAAACCAAAGUGCAAUUGAGAAUUCUGUGAACGACAUACUAAUUAAUUGUACAGGGGAAAAAGGAAUUCUAAGACAGAUGAAGAAUGGAGAUGUAAAAUUCAAUUUGUGUGACCAACCAGCGGAAAUGGAAACAACAACUGAUCAAUUGAGCACAACCGAAAGUUAUAAUGUUCCUGCAAUAUCUACAAAAUGUCCACAACUCAAUAAUUCUAUACUGUCCAUGGAGUUGGAAUCUUGUAAAAGUCUGUAUUUCCAAACUGACGAUGUGAAAAAACUUAAAUGUGACGGAAACAGAUUCGACGGAGAAUAUUUAAAAGGUAAGUUAACUUUUAUCAUAAUUCAUUUAAUGUCAUCCCCUCGGCAAUAUCGUGGUGAAUAGGUAGUAAU
Molecule: messenger RNA, 1151 nt
Organism: Octopus bimaculoides (California two-spot octopus)
Lineage: Eukaryota; Metazoa; Mollusca; Cephalopoda; Octopoda; Octopodidae
Source: RefSeq, a predicted model, not a curated record